UCGCUGUCUCUCUGCACUGAAGAAUUCUCCGACCAAAAUUUCGGAAUUUCUACAAAUCCGCGGCAGAAAAAAAUGUCAUCUGCAUUCAGCGGCGAUGAAACUGCUCCUUUCUUCGGCUUCCUUGGCGCUGCAGCUGCCCUCGUUUUCUCCUGCAUGGGAGCGGCGUAUGGUACAGCGAAGAGCGGAGUUGGGGUGGCAUCAAUGGGAGUGAUGCGGCCGGAGCUGGUGAUGAAAUCAAUCGUGCCCGUUGUUAUGGCUGGAGUUUUAGGUAUCUAUGGAUUGAUUAUUGCGGUUAUUAUAAGCACUGGUAUUAACCCUAAGGCCAAAUCCUAUUAUCUCUUUGACGGCUAUGCUCACCUCUCCUCCGGUCUUGCUUGUGGUCUCGCUGGUCUUUCUGCCGGCAUGGCGAUUGGAAUCGUGGGUGACGCUGGUGUUAGGGCAAAUGCACAGCAACCAAAGCUCUUUGUCGGAAUGAUUCUUAUUCUCAUCUUUGCUGAGGCGUUGGCUUUGUACGGACUCAUUGUUGGAAUCAUCCUCUCCUCAAGGGCUGGCCAAUCCAGAGCAGAAUAGAGUGCAUGAGACAUGAGUUUAUAGGCAUCAUUCAUCUAUCCUCGAGCAGGUGUUGCAAUAAUUAUUAAGUGUGAAGCAUUGUGAUAAGUUGUUUAUCUUGGACUUGAUCUCUCUCCCAUUUAUCAAUUAUAAUUGAGCGAGUUUGUAUUUGGAAUAAAGCCUGUUUUCACCGUUUUCUUAAUUGUUGUAUUCUACAUAUGUAUGCUCAGCCUAAUGUAAACAGUAGAGACCUUUAUUUUAUGUUUCAUUGAUUUGUUUUAAUGAUUGUGUGUGAUGGUAUUGCUAAGCUUGCUAUGUUCAAAUUUUC
Messenger RNA from Rubroshorea leprosula, 877 nucleotides. NCBI's taxonomy places the organism in Eukaryota, Viridiplantae, Streptophyta, Magnoliopsida, Malvales, Dipterocarpaceae. The record is from the annotation of a GenBank genome assembly.